Molecule: messenger RNA, 1091 nt
Organism: Paramecium octaurelia
Lineage: Eukaryota; Ciliophora; Oligohymenophorea; Peniculida; Parameciidae
Source: the annotation of a GenBank genome assembly
AUGGCCAUAUUUGUUAUUUAAAGGAUCAAUAAAUAAUAUCGAUAAUCAUUCUUAUUUAUCAUUUAGGAUUCAUCUAGAGGUAUAAGUUACAUAUCUAUGAUUUUUUGUAGAAAAAUUCAUCCCAGUCUUACUUGAUAACCCAUUCGCCAUCUUCACCUUCGACUAAAAUGCUCUUGCUUUUCAGGUUGUAUAAUCCAAUUUUAAUUUAAUUCCUCAGUUCAAUCCUUUGAACAAUAACCAAAAUAAUUUAAAAGCAUUUCUGCGUUGCUACAAACUCAAUGAUAUGAAAUUUGAGGACUUUUUAUUCAAGAGAACUAAAGAAUAUUCUAUUAAUAACUCUAUGACCAAUUAGGAAUUAGUUUUAAAUCAUCAAAAGUUUGCAAAUCAGAAUGUUAUUGUAAGACUCUCUGAAAUUAAAGUUACUGAAUUGACUUUUGUAAUAAUAAUGGAUUAAAAAUCUAAACUCAUUAAAUCACAAUCAGAAAAAAUUGAGCAGCUAUGUACUUGGAUUUAAAUUUGCUCUAAGAAUUUUUCUAAAUUCUUGAAAUCUUAAAUGGCCUUAACUUACUAGGCCUAGCUUAACUAAAACAAAUAUGGUAGAAUAUAAAUUAAAUACAUUUAAAUGAUUAAUAAACUUUCUCAUUAAACUGAAAACAAACUUUCAUCUUGUUCAAUUUAAAUGAAAAUGAAACAAAUAUUUCAAUUUUAUGAAUCAUCUUAUAAUAUUAAAAUUAAAUGUGAAUAUCAUAUUGAACCUGAUUAUACUAUAAUUACCAAUUAAUAAAUUCUUAAUAAAUUAUUGUUUGGCUUAAUGCAAAUUCUAGUAAAACUGAACUAGAAAUAUGUUGAUUUUAAAUUAUAAGAAUAAUCAGGGUUUUUAGAUAUUUUCAUAUCUUUAAAUUAAUUAACUACAUUUAAUUUAGAGUUAAAGAAAAAUAAUUAAUUUAGAAAAGCGUUAAAAAUACUGGGUCCUUUCGAUUAGGCAAUAUUUAAUUAAGAGAGUAAGAUUAAAUUUAAUCAUAGAUGUUCUUGUACGCAUAUACACAAAUAUGGAGAUCUUAUCUGACUCGUAACCAUUUAACUCUAAAUGA